Molecule: messenger RNA, 1761 nt
Organism: Zea mays
Lineage: Eukaryota; Viridiplantae; Streptophyta; Magnoliopsida; Poales; Poaceae
Product: OSJNBa0006B20.20-like protein
Cellular component (GO): cytoplasm
Source: RefSeq, marked provisional
CCCGAGUCCCGACCGGUGCGCGCGCAGGCGCACAGCCAGGACACGACCGAGCACGGAGCAACGUCGCCCUCCCCCAGUAGCGCAGCCCGGCCACGCCCUCAUCGCCCAUCCUGCCGGGCCGCGUCGCCGACUCGCCGCCAAUUACCAUUCGCCUCUGCAGACCCGACACGGCGCGCGGCUCCUCGCCGAUUUGUUCCCGGCGGCUCAUCAGAAAGGUGGGGUCUCUAGUUCCGAGAUCACUGGAGCACUCUCUCGGUUUUAAUCCGUAAUCGUGCUGCUUGGCGCCGAUUUCUCAUCUCCGCAGGCUGUCUCCUUGGGGGGAUCGAUUACUCGCGUGGCUCGCAGUUCGCACGAUACUCGGGGGUUCUGACUUGGUUCUAAACAGCAUCUGCAUCUUCUCGACCCCCCAGGCUUUGGAUCUGGCCUUCGUCUCAGUUCAGCGAGCCGCGAAGAACAGCCUUGAUUUGGUGCCCCAAGUGAUGUAGUGUGAGAGGCUAACUUCUUGAGAGCGCGAUGAGCAGCCAGGGAUUCGGUGCGGGGAGCCCCAAGUCCUUCCGCUACCCCAGAGGCGGCGACUUCGAUCUCGAGUCCGGGUCCCCACGCAAGGGCCGCAAGCCCAAGAACCCUCACCUCGAGACCUCGAUCGUCAUGAGGAUCCGCUACUUCUACGAGGCGCACCCCGUGGCCGUCGCCCUCAUCCUCCUCUCCUUCGGGCUCAGCGUGCUCAUCCUCCUCUCCGUGUACGAGACCCGGUUCAGGACGAUGAGGAGCGUCAGUGCGUGGUCCAGUGACGGUGGGGAUUAUCCAUUGCCAAUGCUCCGGAACCUUGUCAUGGUGGCUGGGCAUUCGAUCUAUACGAGCUCAAGAUGCGGGGAGACCGAGAGUGAGAAUUCCUGGUUCUUGGAGCCGUACCAGAAGCACGCUGGACAGGCGGCCACCUUCCUGGCUCACAUCAAGGAGGGGGUGGGGAUCGCGGCGAGGGAUGAGGGGGCACUCCUGUUGUUCAGCGGCGGGGAGACGAGGAGAGAUGCUGGCCCGAGGAGUGAGGCACAGAGCUACUGGGCUAUUGCCGAGUCGAAAGGAUGGUUCGGAAAUGAUGAGGGUGUAAGAAGCCGAGCACUCACCGAGGAGCAUGCACGAGAUAGUUUUGAAAACCUCCUAUUUAGUGUGUGCCGUUUCAGAGAGCUAACUGGAAGAUACCCACAGAACAUAACUGUUGUUAGCUACGAUUUCAAGGAGGAACGUUUUGCACAACUGCACAGAACCGCACUCGGAUUCCCGGAAGGAAGGUUCUUCUUCUCAGGUACACCAGCUACGCCUUCUGCAAGGGAGGCUGCUCUGAAAGGCGAAGCAGCUGUCCGAGCUCAGUUCCUUGAAGACCCGUAUGGAUGUCUAGGAUCUCUUCAUGUAAAGAGGCUGAAGCGGGACCCGUUCCACCGAACCAUUCCAUACCCUGCCGGUUGCCCAGAGCUGAAGGGUCUGUUCUCCUAUUGUGGCCCGGUGCCUUACUCUGGGCACCUCCCUUGGACUGAGUAGUAGUGUAAUGUACAUCAGCCUUGGAUGGAGCUCCCCACUGCCACUUCACGAUGUCCAGCAGCCUUGCACUGACCUUGUUCUGAAUUGAGGGAGAGUAUAUGUUACACUAUCAACAUAUGGAUUUUUAACCUUUUUGUUUCUUCUCGAUGACUUGGCUACUGUCUUUACUCACAAUUCAAACUUGUGAUUUUAUUUUUACACGUACUCCGCCUUAUUCUGUGGUGC